GGAAGUAAGGCACUCUCUGGUUCUUCGGUACAGUCCGAGUUGCAGUUGUUGGCUUUGCUGCUGUGCUUUUUAUUUUUAGAAGCGGGUGCGGGUGACUUGGAGGCUCCCCUGGGUUCGAAGUUGCGCUUCACCUAGCUAAGAGAGGCUAGUAAGAAAAGUCGGCGCUUUGGAAUUUCGGGGAUAAAGCCUACUUUUUAGCUUGUGGAGUUUAAUGAAGACAAUGGACAACUAUUUUCCAGCUUUUUCUGGAGGAAUGCAGAAGUCCUCUUAAGACUAAUGAGCAUUCCAAAAGGUUGGGGCUACUUGACCAUUCUGGCACCACGAAACCUCUUGUAUAUGAGAAGUCACUUCCUCUUUGGCUCAAGAUGUUGGAUGACCCGAUUUUCACCAGAAAUACUCUUCAAAUCAGUUUCAUUUAGGUUUUUUGGUGUGAAGUCUGAUAAUGAAAACAGUGAGCCUUUGAAGAAUAGACUACUGAAUAGCUUACUUACUAUGGGAGUAGAUGUUGACAUGGCCAAGAAACGACAGCCCGGAGUUUUUAAUAGGACGGGUAUUAAUGAGCAGGAUCUGAAGAUGUUCCUUCUGUCCAAAGGAGCUGGCCAAGAAGUGAUUGCUAGCAUCAUAUCAAGAUAUCCACGAGCCUUAACACGCACAACUGAAAAUCUUUCAAAACGGUGGGAUUUGUGGAGAACAAUUAUGACAUCGGACCUUGAAAUUGUAGAUAUUUUGGAACGUUCUCCUGAAUCAUUUUUUCGGUCCAAUAACAACGUAAACCUGGAGAAUAAUAUAAAGUUUCUCUACUCAGUUGGAUUGACCCGGAAGUGCCUUUGUCGAUUAUUGAACAAUGCCCCACGUACCUUCUCCAAUAGUCUUGAUUUGAAUAAACAGAUGGUUGAAUUUUUGCAGGAAGUAUGUUUGUCCUUAGGUCACAGUGAUCCCAUAGAUUUUGUCAGGAAAAUAAUUUUAAAAAACCCUUUCAUCUUAAUUCAGAGCACCAAACGGAUAAAAGCUAACAUUAUGUUUUUACAGUCAACUUUCAACCUGAACAAUGAGGAGCUGCUUGUUCUGAUAUGUGGUCCAGGAGCUGAAAUCCUAGACCUUUCCAAUGGCUGUGCCAAAAGAAACUACACAAAUAUCAAAGAGAAGCUGUGUUCUCUUGGGUGCACUGAACAGGAGGUACAGAAGUUUGUCUUGAGCUAUCUAGAUGUGCUCUUCUUGGGAGAGAAAAAGUUUAAUGAUAAAAUAGAUUGCCUCAUAGAAGAAAAAAUUAGCAUUUCACAAAUAAUUGAAAAUCCUCGGAUUCUAGAUUCAAGCAUAAGUACUUUAAAAAGUCGAAUCAAAGAAUUGGUAGAUGCUGGCUAUAACUUGAGUACAUCAAACAUCUCUCUUCUGUCUUGGAGUCAGAAAAGAUAUAAAACUAAAUUGAAAAUGUUAAACAUGCGAUAGUGCAUUUUUCUGGGGAAUUAAAAAAAUAGUGAUAUAAUUUCACUUUGAAUUUAGGCCUUUCAAAAAGGAGAUGUUUGAUUUCUUAACCACAUAUACAUAUAUAAUGAUUAUUUGGAUAUUUUAUUUUAAAGGUUCGUAAAAACUCCUGGUUAGUAUGCUCAAGUAUAGUCUUCCCAGCUACUUUUCCUCUAGUUUGAAUUAAUACAAUAUCCUAUUAUGUGGUAAAGGCCGUGUAAAUGGUACUUUCUGAGUGCCAAGGCAGAACAAUGUAUAUGAAAAGAUAGAAAAUACAAAAUAAGCUUUUUUCAGGUUUUUGUUCAAAUAAAAAAUGGACAGAUUCACUUAGAUCUUUCCAUUUUUUUUUUCAUGGGUUUGAAUGGCACCCUAUUUCUCCUGUUAUUCCCACAUAUCUAAUUAUGGUUCAAAAUAGAAUGCCAGUAAAAAUCUGACAAAACAGGAGAGAUUUUUCACCCCAAGUUCUACAUUCUUUAUUUAAAACAGUAUUUAACCCAAAUUGAGCCCUCCACUGUAGGCUCAAUUUACUAUGUGUAUAAUCCUGAUUUUUUUGAACACAAAGGCAACUGUAGUAGGCUAAAUAAUUGCCACCCAAAGAUGUCAAUGUCAUAAUUUUCAGAAUCUGUGAAUAUGUUGUUAAAUUUCAAAAAGACUUUGAAGAUGGGAUUAGGGACUUUAAAAUGAGAUUGAUUACCUGGAUUAUUUGGAUGGGCCCAAUAUAAUCAUAAGGGUGCUUAAAAGUGGAAGAGGGAGGUAAAAGGAGAUCAGAGUGAAAUGAUGAUAGAAGAACUUGACCCACUUACUGGCUUUGAAGGAGGAAGGGGCCAUGAGAUAAGGAACACAGGUAACCUCUUUAGAAUGUAAAAGGCAAGGAAACAUUUUCUAGUGCCCCAGAAGGAAAUGCAGCCCUGCCAGGAUCUUGAAUUAAGUCCAGUGAGUCCUGUGUCGAAUUUCUGACCUACAGAGCCAUAAGAUAAUAUAUUAGUGUUGUUUUAAGCCUCUGAGUUUGUGAUAAUUUGUUACAGCAGCAAACAGGAUAACAGCAACUAUAUAGAUUGUUAGUUGCAUUAUAGAUGAAGCCACAAAAUAUGGUCCUUUUAGUAUCAUAUUUGUAUUUCUUCCUCAUAUAAUUGCCUUUUUUAUCCAACUACCUUUCUGGAACCGCUAAUAAGUUAGUGUUUGUAAAGUCCUCUAAAUGUAUGGAUAAAAACUAAAUAUGAGUAAUAAAAUCUAAAUAAAGAAAUAUUUAUUUUGCCUAAUGAA
This is a messenger RNA of Myotis brandtii (Brandt's bat), 2724 nucleotides long. RefSeq names its product mitochondrial transcription termination factor 1 (gene MTERF1). The transcript is spliced from 4 exons. Gene Ontology annotation, cellular component: mitochondrial matrix. The coding region runs from base 277 to 1446 and encodes 389 amino acids. NCBI's taxonomy places the organism in Eukaryota, Metazoa, Chordata, Mammalia, Chiroptera, Vespertilionidae. The record is from RefSeq and is a predicted model, not a curated record. Gene Ontology annotation, molecular function: double-stranded DNA binding. Gene Ontology annotation, biological process: termination of mitochondrial transcription; regulation of DNA-templated transcription.